Molecule: messenger RNA, 4037 nt
Organism: Pseudogymnoascus destructans
Lineage: Eukaryota; Fungi; Ascomycota; Leotiomycetes; Thelebolales; Thelebolaceae
Exons: 1
Coding region: 1117-3267 (716 amino acids)
Molecular function (GO): zinc ion binding; nucleic acid binding
Source: RefSeq, a predicted model, not a curated record
CAAUUUCAUACUUAGCAUUAGUCAGCACAUCACGUGCUAGGAGAGGCCAUUCUUAUGGCCGGUCUUCGGGACACAUAGAAUCACAAUAUCAUCAUAAUCGCCUCAUGAAUAACAGCCCCUUGCAAUAAUCGUGACAAUUUGGGGGUCUUGCCCGAGACCAAGGCAGGCGCAAAAGUUACGAGGCAGAAGAGUUGAGCAGAAUCGGCGCCAGAGAAGUGCAGUGUGAGGAACGGUGCAGUGUGCAUCAGAAAGCAGUGAGAAACAGCAGUCACAGGGUCAGCAAUCGCAGUGAGCGGUAGAAGAUCAAGUCAAAAACGGUGCAGGAAGCAAGAACCAGCAAGGGAAAAGACAUUGAGCCAGAGACAGAGCAGCGUUGCGGACUAUGCAUUCAUGCACGCCAAUUGUCCAUCAUUCACAUAUUGAUUGCGAGGUGCCAACCAGUAUGGCAAGUGCUCCAAGCAGUCAGGAGCGCUUACCUCAAGGCGUCCGAAAAGGGCAGAGUGAGCCAAUUCGGAGAAUGGUGAUUGGUGGUUGGUACAAGCGAGCCAAUCGAGACUUGAGAAUUGUCAGCAGAACCAGACUGAGAAGGCACCACCUGAUGUUGGAGCAGCCAACGGAAAAAGGAAGCGUGUUUACUCGAGAAGACUUAACAAGAUCAUCAUCAGAGUCAGAUGCAAGCUUUCAGAAGAUAGGCAAACAAACCAAACGUUACGGCAAGUCUUCAGGAAGAAAAGUUACAAAACACAAUCAAGCAGUCGAAAGAAUCAUUGAGUGCAUGAUUCCGAGAGUACUGCAAGUUGUCGAGAGAGGAAUUCAACUGCUUGUGGCUAGUCUUCAGAGCCAGCAAGUAAUUCAGUGCAAGUGUAGCAAGCGGCCAGAGACAAGAGAGUUUGUACCAGCCUCAGACAUUAGAGCUCUCUCGGAGUCUGGCGAAAGCGACACAAGCACCUUAAUGGACAGUGAACCAACGGCACCUCAAGUCCCAGUGCCAGAAACACCCAUCAGUUUACACAUUACCGAGAAAGAUCCCCGUCUCCGGAGUCAGUUUCAGAGUUUAAUCCUGAGCCGGAAAUCAGUCAACUGUCAUUCCCAGAAGCGUUUCCGGAAUUCUUCAACAUGUCCGCGUACCCAAGCGGAGGACCUGCCACAAGGGCACCAGGCGAUCGUCAAGCUUUCCUUGAGGAAGCUCGAAGGAUUAACAGACGAGACCUAACGGUGGAAAAGUUUACAAAUGCCCCCGCCCAAGACAUCCAGGCGUUUGUCGAUUCCAUCUCAUGGAAGCAUGGGAUCACCAGAGCUGAGUGGGACAACAUGUACACAGACAGCCAGAACGAGUUGGAUGAGAUGCUUCUGUUGUAUCUAUACCAGAAGCUGGACGGUGAGCCUGCGCGCUGGUGGGCAACAUUGACGAAGGAUGCCAAGAUCAAUUACAAGAAAGUCACGACCAUGUUGGUGGCACGGUACGGCAAAGAUGAGGCUCGUCAGAAGAAGAAUUUGCGACACAGAGUAGCAAAUGAGUUGAAUGGCCUUCGUCAAGGAAAUCGGAGUUUGGGCGAGUACAUCGCAUACGCCAAAGACUUGCAUUUACGUGUCACUCCUGAGCAAGAAACCAUUCUCAUCGAUAACUUCAUUAACAACCUUGCUGACGAAGGAUUCGCUGACAUGCUCCGUGGCUGGUACUCCCAGGAGGAGAUGGAUUUCCUCCAAGUUAUUGAUAUGGCUAUCAAUAUGAAGGGUCCUCGAUAUGUCGAAACAAAGCCAGCACAUGAGGAUACGGCUGAAGACUCGCGCAAUGCCAACCGAUUGCUACGCAGCCUUGCGAGUGCAGUUGAAAGAAAUGCCACAGGGUCUUCGAACUCUUAUGGACAGUCUUCCUACGGCCAACCGUUUCAGAGAUCCCCUUCCCGAGGAGGUCGCAAUAGGUCCGCACCGCGUGGUGGAUACCAGCCUCCCCAAACCGAGUAUCAGGAGCACCAACCAUAUGGCCGUGUGCGUCAGCCCCAGCCAGAGUUUCCGCCCACUCAAUUGUCUCAAUCACAGUUUCAAGUUGUUCACUACGAAACACAAGGGCAGUCCACUGGAAUGAAUAAUUCUGCUCGAGGAAAUCACCAACCGAGAGGCGCCUCUUCCUCAGGUCGGAACCAGAAUGCUUCGCACCAUCCGCAGGGCCCAGAGCAAUGGCCGCGAUCUCGUCAAGGGGGAUAUCAAGGAGCACCACAGUCACAGCCACAGUCAAAUACCAAGUCUUCAAUUCAGUGUUUCAAUUGUGCUAGGUACGGCCAUUAUUCCACUGAUUGUACAUAUGCUCGUGCCACGUUUGAGGAACGGCAAUCUGCAAGAGAUCAAGCAUCCACCGCGCGCCCAGCUCCAACUCCGGGCAGCUCUGACGGAUACCGCGCAAACAAUAUGCAGCCAAGACCUAUGGAUGCUCCCCCAUACGGAGGUCGAACAGCUGGAAACGUCGCCCCAGUAUCCGCCCUUACAUGGGAGGAUUAUGACACCCGCAAUGUCAACGGGGUAUCUCUCAUGGGCAAUCGGUGGGAUGAUCGUGAUUAUGACCCAAGCUGGUAUGGCCAAGAAAGUGACUUCUCUGGGCCCGGACAGCUGUCGUUUUCAGGAAGUGUGCAUGUGUUUCGCGAAUCAGAGAAUCAACAUGAGGCGAAUGCUGCCCCUGCCGAAGUUGCUAUGGCAGAAAAGCGCAAGGCCCCGCGCGCUCCUCAUGAUGCCCGACGUCCUGAAUCUGCGCAAGUUCCUCUUGUGCCAGGCGUUCAAUGGAAGCCCCGAUCUAAGAAAGGAACAGGAAUCGAAACUCUUGUAGGUGCUCGACCAAUCCGGGCGAUUGGUGAAGAACCACCGUACAAUGUGUGGAAGGAUCUCCACGAGCGCAGGCCACAACCCGAUAUAUCAUACCCCCAGCUCAUAAAUGUGUCCUCAACGAUUCGUGCUCAGAUCGCAUAUGGCACGACCAUGCAACAGUUGAAGAGCAGUCACAGACACAACGAGGGGACGGUCGGCCACCACCUCCAACUGUGUCUGAUGAAGUGGAUGGUCUCGAGAGACCUCUCGCGAAGAUGCGUGCGCGUCGCAUCCAAGAUGGUGUUCUUGUGCACAGUGCGAGUGAAAUCAAGGCGCGCGAUCAACCUCGCCAGAAUGCCAACUGGUUGCGAUUUGAUCAAGGACCUCCUCCUCCAUGUUUUUAUACAGCCUGCCGAGUCCGUUCCAUUGAACAAGACAACGAAGACUUCGAAAUUUCACAAGUGUUGUUAGAUGGCGGAUCUUCCAUUGAACUUAUCAACGCCAAAGUUGCAGAGCAGCUAGAUUCACCAUGGCAUCAGGACACCACGGGUUUGCGCAUGCGAACAGCAGAUGGAGCUGUACAUGCAUUAACGCAAUACGUUUUACUUCCUGUUAAGGUUGCUGGCAUUGAAUGGAUUCUCAAAUUCUUCAUUGUUUAUGGCACCACGAGUUACAACAUGCUCCUCGGCAGAGGCUGGCUUCACCAAGUAGGAGCCAUAGGUGACUAUUCCACCAACGACUACUACAUUUUUGACUCUGCCAAACGCCCCCGCAAAGUUCCUAAAGUUGUCGACGUUCAACUGCCAGUGUCACUUCGAGUUCACCUUGAUGAUCAACACUUGGGUCAUUACCGAAACUCGGGAGGAGAACCUGAACACUCGCUCAAGUACCCACUAGAUGCUUCCAUUCCUCUCGAAGCAUUCACCACGGCGCCAACCCUUCUACAACCUGCUUCACUUGACAGUGAUGAUGAGGACGACGAUGCACGGAUGACAGAACUCGCAGAACGAUUUGCGAAAACUGCAUUGUUAGAAUCCACUCAUCCUGAGUACGAACAGGAAGAUCCGCGCAUUGCACAAUUUCUCGCUGCGCUCAAGCAGUCGGGAAAUGGGGACGGGGACAGGUACCCGGAGAACCUGGUUCCCAUCUAAAACACAUCCGGAAUGGGCAUAAUAUGGGCCAUGGUGAUGGAUGUGCGCGCAUGUCGCGAUGCCGGGACCGAGCGGGGGAAGUGGGGGAGA